Molecule: messenger RNA, 5063 nt
Organism: Nicrophorus vespilloides
Lineage: Eukaryota; Metazoa; Arthropoda; Insecta; Coleoptera; Silphidae
Product: protein phosphatase 1 regulatory subunit 37
Exons: 8
Coding region: 270-2258 (662 amino acids)
Molecular function (GO): protein binding
Source: RefSeq, a predicted model, not a curated record
UUAGUAACAUCGAGCACCUUCAAGUGAUUCGUCCAUGUUGAACUUCAGGUGAAGUCUCCAAAAACAAAAGUAUUUUAUGUAUUUACUUGAUGCUCUUCGAGUGCCAAUUCGAGAAGAAUUUGUAAAUGAAAGUAGAAAGAUUGUCUGCAAAAGCCACGUCCAACGAAGUUGAUAUUAUUUUAGGUGUUGUUUUUUCGUUGUUUUUUUUUCUCGUUCUUGCAAAGUAAAAUGACAUUUAAUAGCAAAUACAUAAUACUAUUUGUAUACAUAUGACACAGGAGAGGAACUAUUUAGUGGUUGACAUGGAGAAGGCUGCUGGAGAGGACUGUGGAGACCCUCCAAUACUUAUUGACAGUGGUACCGAAAGCAUAAAUGAGAGUCCAAUUGGUGAAGACAGUUCACAUCACUCGUCUGCUUCAACAUCUCAGGUUGACACUGAUAUCUGGGAUAUUGAUGAUACUAUUAAGCAACCACAUGGUGUCAAGAAUAUUCUGGACAAGGCUAUCUCUGUUGAUGAAGAUAGUCUCAUAAAACCACUAGAACCUACCAUCUGCUGCACAUCGCAAAAUGUUAGCUGUGACAUGAAUUUAUUGCAUCUGGACAAGCCUCUGCUCUCCAUCUUGCGCAGAACUCCAGCAAAUACUGAUCUCCAUAGACGUGUAUCAUUUCCCACUGACUUUGGAGUCUUGGCCAUUUACAAAGAACCUGAUCUUAAGACACCAUAUAAAUUAGACGAGACCACUUCUGAAAAGAUGAUCACUUGUUACCAAGAAUCAUGCAAAAGACACAAUGCUGUUGAACUAGAUACCAUCAAAAAUCAGAUUAUUGAAAUCAAAAACAAUACCAAUUUUUCUGCAGUAUUGAACUUGGCUGGUAUAAAUUUGACCAUGGAAGUAUGUGAAACUCUAGAAGACCUCUUGAAAUUGUCCAAUUUCCAAACAAUAAAAAUUAAAGAUUGCAAAUUCAAUGAUGAAAGCAUCAGGGAGUUUUUGAACAUCCUGGAAUACUAUGACAGUGCCUCAGAAUAUAUUACCACUGAUUUCUAUAAAGAGACGGAUACGUGGAACACUUUUUGCAGCAUGCUCUCAAAGAGCUCUGUUUUAGAAUCAUUGACGUUGGAGGGCUUCCUGUUUAACGAUAAUUAUAUAAAAAUGCUUCUGCAAAAUAUCAAGGUUAACGAUACUCUGAUCACUCUAAAGCUGAGUAACUGCAACAUUGGUUUCUCGCCAAUGUCUCACUUAGUGGACACAAUACAAGUGAGCAAAUCAAUCACCGAAUUGUAUUUGCCGCAGACCGGCCUCUAUACCAGAGAAACCGAACUCCUCGGCAAGCUUCUGAGUAACUACCAUGACCUGAAGGUGCUGGACAUCAGCAAUAAUUUUAUUGGUGACAGAGGCCUUGAGGUGCUCGCCAAAGGGCUGUGCAAUCAAGACGACGACAUUUGCGGACUGAAUGUGUUCGUGAUUUUUAAUAACCAAAUUACAGAGAAGAGUGGACCAAUAAUCUCUAAUAUUAUUGAAAAGUGCAGAACUUUGCACACCCUAAACAUUGGGUACAAUAAUUUGACUGAUGCCGUGGUCACGGCGAUGGAGUCUGGCCUUAAAAAAACGACUUCUCUGAAUUGGCUGGGCUUGCAAUCUACCGUUUUAACCGACAAGGGUGUUAUGAAGCUAGCAGAACUUAUUCAAAUGAAUAAGUCCUUGACGAAAGUUAAUUUGAAAGGAAACAGGGCGAUUCGUAACGAAGGUUUGGAAAAACUUAGCCACGCCCUGACCAAUACAAUGAUUUCCCGCGUGGAACUUGAUGCAAGCAGCAGAAAUUCAGAUGAUCCGCAGGGUUUUAUGGAGCUGGUGAAGAAGAUUAACGCUAUCUGCACUGUGAAUAAAUCGAAGGCGGAGCAGACGUGUGAUGAGGAGGUGCUCAAUUGGACCAUGCAGAUCUCGCGAAAGGUGUCCUUGAACUGUGACCCAAUCUAUCCAUCGGCGCCGGCGGACUCUCUGCACACCAUGCAGAAGAAGUCUUCAGCAUCGAUCCCGGGAAGCAGGUUUGUAGUGUCCAAAGUGACAGAGAAGAAGCCUUCGCGCUUUGUCGUAGUGCCGGUGCAACAUCACGAUUCCAACGAAAGCCUGGCCAGUUCUCCGCCACAAGACGAAGAGGAUAAUAAAUUUUCGAAUGUUAGGAGCAGUGUAUCCUCAAAUGAUAGCGUAGAGUCGAACAGCGUGUACGAUUCCACCACUCCCAGCGGGGAAAGCGAUUAAGGUCGUACUUAAAAAAAAAAGAGAAUGGAUGAGAGUAAAACACAUUUUCUUUAUGCACUUCUGUGAUACCUUUUGUGUUAAUAUUAUGAUUAGUUUCUUUCUAUAUAUAUACAUAUACAAAACAUCUUCUUUUUUACCGUUUAAUUUGAUUUGUUCCCAAAAUUUGUGAUAACACUAAAUCCGUUUAACGUCGCCGACCCUAAUCCGGGAAAGCGAAGACCAAAUAGAUUAAAUUUAACCCAUUCUAAAUAAUUCCGCUCAUCAACUGCCAUCCAAGCAUAUGUAUUAUAACUUCACUAAAGCCAGAAUAGUAAAUACGUAUCGCACACUUAAAUAAAUGAAAAUGUUUGUAUAUGUAUAGAUAUAUGUUGUAGCUUUUAAGUUUUCGUUAUAAAAGAAACAAAAUCAAGUAAAACGAGAAAAAGAAAACACGUUUACAGUACAAAAGGAAUGGAAAGCAGCCUUAUUUAAUUUUUGUUACACUACUGUGAUUUUCGUUGUGUGAUACGCAAAUGAAAUUUACAAAAUUUCAGAUUUGUUUCUUCCCAUCCCAUUAAAUGGUGAAUGAGGAAUAGCUUGUUGAUCAAUUAAGUAUUUUUUUUCCUUAUUAUUUUAUUUGUUAGUUUAUUUUAGAAAAUUAUAAACCGUAAAGAAAUAUGUGUAUGUAUAUUCACAUAUAUAUAUAUAUAAGCAACUACCUAAGCUGAAUCAGGGAUUUGCAAUUUAAGUUUCUCUACGAAUGCAGGGUUCACCAUUGUGUGUGUAUUGUUUUUAUUUUAAACCGUCGCGUUACAUUCUGAGUUAGAUGCGAAUUGUGUGAACUAGUCAACAAAACAAAUAGCACGUUUCGGUUUAUAUGAAUUACUCUCACGGACCUUGUUUUAGCUGUAUUUAGUACCUUAUUCGUACUUUGUUCAUUUCGUUAAUCUAAGCAAAAAUUUCGUUAUUUUUCGUUUUUAUUUUUUUUUAUAUGUUUCUUCCUCAGUUCAUUAUUAUUAUUAUUAAUAAUGUAAGAGAAACUUGUAUUCGAGCUCCUAGAUUUUUUUAUAUCACAUUGAUAUUCUCAAUAUGCCAAGCCUUUAAUAUGUUCAGCUGGAGUACAAGUUUCGACACCUAAAAACAAUAUUACAAAAUAAAAUAACAAAGAAUUAUAUAUAUACAGAUUAUAUAGUAUGUUUAAAAAAUAUAUAUAUUUAAACAUAUACCGGGUGUGGAAAGCUGCCAUUUACAAGGCACGGAUUUUCCGAAUACCAACAUUUCGCGGCAUGCACUAUAUAUUUUUUUGUAAUAAUUUAAGGUCGUUACAAUUUAUUUAUUUCCGUUUUGUUGUUUUAUAACGUUUACCAAAUUUUUUGAAAUUUACCACUAUAAUUAUCAAACACAUUUCCAUUGUAUAAACCUAUAUGCGAAAGCACCGCAACAUUUGACUGAUUUUGUUUAUAAAUGUCCUUAGUACUUAUGUCGUAAAAUUGUUGUUGUAACUCGAAAGUUAUGUUUGUUAAUAGUUUUUUUUUUUACCAAUUCAAUGUUAUAUAUAUUAUUAUUUUUGUCUGUUUAUAUGUUAGUUGUAGCGUAUUGUUAACGAACAGAGAGGCAUUUACAAGUUAUUAUUAGCAUCUCAAGACAAACUGCCCGGAAAUGUUAUUUAUUAGGUUUAUUAGGAUGUCCGCCUUAAGAGACUUUCACACCCCGUGUAUGCAUUAUGUUUAAAAUGAAAAGCAACAAAAAAAAAACAAAGAUAAAUAAUAUAUAUAUUUUUAUAUUAAUGUUGGAAACAUAUUCAGAAGUAUAGAUGAAUAACGUAUAUAGACUUAGAUUUUUGGUACAAAACAAAGAACAUAAUAACUUAGUGAUAUAGUAAACAGUUUUUUUUUUAAUUAUACAUAUAUAUAAAAAUUAUAUUUGAAGAAAAAAUAACGUUUGUGAAACAUUUAAAUUGUCUUGUCAAUGCCUGCUGGUACAGAGUUCUUGCGGGCAAUUCUCCGAAGAUGUUUGAUUUUCCCCCUCGUUAUUAUAUAACCAGUUCCAACGAUUGUAUUGUUUUGAUUAAAUGGAAAUUAUUUGUUAUAUUAUUAUUAUUUUAUUAUUGUUUUGGAGCUUGUGUAUUGAUGUCUACAGCGAUUUGGAUCGAUGGGCGAUUUCGUGAUUUUUUCCGUGAUUUCAGCGAUGCCUUCAUUCUUCAGAUACGGAUGAAUUAAUAAACUGCUGCUUGUUUCUAGUUGAAAACUAUAUAUUUUAUAUAACUUAUUGUAUGUAUCUAAGUGUGCGUUUGUAAGAGCAGCAUUUUAUUAGUGCCAAAAGAGAAUUUUAAGAAAGUAAAAAUAAAUAAAAACGAAAUCGCGCUCGUCCAAAUUCAAGCGAGUGAUAGAAUAUGUAAGCAAUUCAAAUUACUAUUAGAAAUGUUUUGUACAGAUUUAUAAUGUAUAUUCACAUGCACUUUAGCAUUUUGUUGAAAAGAUGUUAAAUAUAUAUAUAUAUAUACAUAUAUAUAUCUAUAUACAUGUGUAGACCGUGAUAGUUGGAUUAAUAAUUUCAAAGAAUCUUCCACUCAAUUGGAGAGCAUUUUCCGCAUGCCUUUAGGAAGCAACCAGCAGAAAAUUAUUAACAGUUAAUAAUAAAGUUCUUGCAUUACGCUUCCAAAUUAAAAAAAAUAAUUUAAUAUAUUUUCUAGUUUUUACAAAUCGCUUUUAUUUCAACCCUCAUUUCCUACAACAUUUUUCAGAAAAUUUAGAAGCGAGAGAUAAGAAAAGUUGAAUAAAUAAUUAUAGACUAUACAGUGGAACCUCGCUUAACGAGUUUAAUCCG